Molecule: messenger RNA, 384 nt
Organism: Pocillopora damicornis (cauliflower coral)
Lineage: Eukaryota; Metazoa; Cnidaria; Anthozoa; Scleractinia; Pocilloporidae
Cellular component (GO): extracellular region
Molecular function (GO): chitin binding
Source: RefSeq, a predicted model, not a curated record
UUAAAGGACCAUGUUGUUCAAAAACGAGACACUGAUGUAUCCAAUGCUGAAAAUAUAUACAACAGAUAUGAAGCGACUUUUAAGUCGGAGGCUACCUACUAUGGCGAUUAUCCCGGAGGUGGUGCAUGCUCCUUGGAUCCACUCUCCCCAAUGUCCUCGCAGCCUGGCUGGAUACGAGUAGCGGCCGGUGCAUAUGACUUCCAGAACUCCCUUGGCUGUGGAAUGUGCGUGGAAAUCAAAGGCUCAGGGAUAGGAAGUGGGUCAGAUCCUGUCACUGGAGUCAUAAAAGCCGUUGUUCAUGAUCUGUGUGGCGGAUGUGAAAAAGGUAGUUUAGAUUUGUGUGGUUAUAAGAUGAUUUGUAGGAGGCACAGAAAGGGGAAAUAA